UUAGACUUCGAGGCGACAAACUCAGCGAUCGAUCUCGUAGAUCCCACUUUCCAGAUGACUGAUCCCUCGCGAGCAAGGAUCGUCGAACUGACGUUUGAAUAUAAUCUUCUAGGUAUUGUCUAUGAGCGAGGAGCUCAGGCGAGCUCUGUACACGAACAGCGCCGUCUCCAUCGACAACGACGUCAUCGUUCCCGACCUGGUCGGCAACACUGAGAUCCUCAGCGACGAGCACAGGGAACAACUGUGCCGGCACCUGCCAGCCAGGGCGGAGGGCUACCUCUGGACCCUCGUCUUCAGCACCAGCCAACAUGGAUUCAGUCUGAACAGCAUGUACAGGAAAAUGGCCAAGGUAGAGAGCCCGAUCCUCUUGGUCAUAGAAGAUACAGAGGGCAAUGUGUUUGGUGCGUUGACCUCGUGCUCGCUGCACGUGAGCGACCAUUUCUACGGAACCGGCGAGUCCCUACUCUUCAAGUUCACGCCGAAAUUCCAGGCGUUCCACUGGACUGGCGACAACCUUUACUUCAUCAAGGGCAACAACGAAAGCCUGUCCAUCGGCGCCGGCGAUGGAAAAUUCGGACUGUGGCUGGACGGGGACCUGUACCAAGGCAGGACACAAACGUGCAGCACGUACGGGAACGAGCCGCUCGCGCCCCGAGAAGACUUCGUGGUGAAAACGCUGGAGUGUUGGGCAUUCAUAUAGGACACAGCCUCGUACACCUCCGCGACUACGCCCUCGCCGCAGCCUAAUCUGACCUGAAUCCCGAAGAGAGAAAGAGAGAAAGAGAGA
Heterotrigona itama is the source of this 787-nucleotide messenger RNA. Lineage: Eukaryota; Metazoa; Arthropoda; Insecta; Hymenoptera; Apidae. The record is from the annotation of a GenBank genome assembly.